AUGGAGCCUUCGGGCGAGGAGCCAAACGAUGAUGCAAAGGCGUCUAACAGUGUGGAGUCUGCUGAAAACUAUGAGACCUUGAAAUAUCAACUGCUGGGACCGUCUUUGACCAAAGCGGGCCAGGAUGCCGUGGACCAGCGAAAGGUAUCGGAAAUCAUUUACAAUGCCUCCAAAGGCUCCAAGUUUUUCAAUCAUGAGCAAAAUCGGGACAAGGUCUUGACGGUCAAAAUUGAACGCAUUCUUAACGAGAAGGCCCGCCUCGAGAAACUAGAUCUGUCGGCGGAUCUACGACGCGCUGACCAGCUUCUUGCUGAGCUAGAACUGACGCGAGAUCUGUCGCAACAUGUUGUCCACGUCGACUGCGAUGCUUUCUUCGCCGCCGUGGAAGAACUUGAUCGUCCGGAACUGAAGACCGUACCUAUGGCGGUCGGCAAGGGAGUGCUGACGACCUGCAACUAUGAGGCGCGAAAGUUCGGCUGUCGGAGCGGCAUGGCAUCGUUCGUCGCGAAGAAGCUAUGUCCUCAGCUGAUCUGCCUGCCACAGAACUACGAGAAGUAUACGGAAAAGGCAAAAGAAAUUCGCGCCAUUUUCGCCCAAUAUGAUCCCACGUUCGAAAGCGCUAGUAUCGACGAGGCGUAUCUCAAUCUGACUGCGUAUUGUACUGAAAAUGAGCUUGACCCCGAGGAGGCGGUCCAGCGGAUGCGAGCAGAGGUCCUGGAGAAAACCAAGAUCUCAGUCUCUGCCGGCAUUGCGGCAAAUGCAAAAAUAGCCAAGAUUGCAUCCAACAAAAACAAGCCGAACGGUCAAUUUUGCGUUCCUAAUGAAAGGGAAGCGAUCAUGAGGUUCAUGGAGGAGCUGCCGGUCCGCAAGGUGAACGGCGUUGGCCGCGUCUUCGAACGUGAGCUUGAUGCGAUCGGCAUUAGAACGUGCGGCGACAUUUAUCCGCAGCGUGCCAUAUUGACUAGACUUUUUGGAGAAAAAGCGUUCCAUUUCUUGAUGCAGUGCUAUCUCGGCUUGGGUAGAACCAAGAUUCAGCCGGUGGAGAACUACGAGCGGAAGAGCGUGGGAACGGAGAGGACGUUCCAUGAGAUCGGAAAUAAAGAGGAGUUCAGAGCGAAGUUAUGGUCGAUAGCAGAGGAGCUUGAGAAAGAUCUGGCACGGACCGAGUUCAAAGGUCGCACACUGGUUCUUAAAGUCAAGCUCGCCACCUUUGAGGUUCUAUCACGACAAUGCCAGCCUCCACGGGCGGUGUCGACUGCCAAGGACUUGUACGCGUUUUCUCUUCCGAUGCUGGAGAAACUUGAGAAAGAGAUGCCUGAUCUGAAGAUGCGACUCCUUGGUCUCCGCUGCACCAAUCUGGUGAGCACGAAGAAGGUCGGCAUAGAGCUCUUCGGCUUCACUGCGCGGCCAAAGCCCGCUUCGGAGAUAGCCGACCCACCGGUUGAACGGGAGAUCGAGACAGAGGAGGCAUUUGAGAAAGCGGCACGGGAAGAAUUACAAGAGGAGCUCGAUGAUUUGGAGAAGCUGAGCCAGGAGGUAUCUGAGUCUAUAGAAAAGCAGGAUGAAGCGGCUGCAUCACCGUCGCAGCCUGUCUAUUGGGAUUGUCCGAUCUGUUCCCGACCUCAGGUGGCAGAAGAUCGUGCGUUCAAUGACCAUGUGGACUACUGUUUGUCAAGACAGACGAUUAAGGAGGCUGUUCAGGGUGCUUCUGAUGCUGUUCCGGCUGAGGCUCCGGCUGCAUCGAAGACACGGAAGCGGAGAACCACGGAAUCGCCCGAUCCGCGACAGAAACGGUUGUUCUUUUCGUGA
This is a messenger RNA of Aspergillus eucalypticola CBS 122712, 1809 nucleotides long. Its product is annotated as DNA-directed polymerase kappa. The transcript is spliced from 2 exons. Gene Ontology annotation, molecular function: damaged DNA binding; DNA-directed DNA polymerase activity. Gene Ontology annotation, biological process: error-prone translesion synthesis. Gene Ontology annotation, cellular component: nucleus. NCBI's taxonomy places the organism in Eukaryota, Fungi, Ascomycota, Eurotiomycetes, Eurotiales, Aspergillaceae. The record is from RefSeq and is a predicted model, not a curated record. The coding region runs from base 1 to 1809 and encodes 602 amino acids.